AUGGUGCAGUUACAGAUUCUAAUCAAUGGAAGGAAGCAAUUGAACAAAGACAAAGAGGAAAAUAGUAUGCGGCUAGCAACCACAAGAAGUAGACCUACUAUUCAACAAGUUAUGCCGACCAAUGCAUCAUACUAUUGCUUAGUUGAUGCAUCAUGGAAAUCGUCAAAGGAACCCAUGGGGUUUGGUUGGUCCUUAUAUUGCAAAGAAGGAAACCAAAUUAUUCAAGGGUCAUCCUCUUUGAAGCCUGCAAACUUAGUAGUUGAAGCAGAGGCUAUAGUCUUGUUAGCAGCGGUGACACAGAUGAAAAGGCUCAACUAUAAGGAUUUUGCAUUCAUGUCAGACUUGAAAAGCAUGAUAGAUGAGUUAAAUCAGCACUUGGCUGAUCGAACCAUCCGAAUGGUCUGUACCACUGAUGCAGCUUUGGUGUUACAGGUGUUAGAGACAUCGAAGAAUGAAAGUCAUACUUUUCACAAUGUAUCAAGAGAGUUUCUAACACAUGUUGACCUUCUUGCUAAGUAA
Molecule: messenger RNA, 519 nt
Organism: Eruca vesicaria subsp. sativa (arugula)
Lineage: Eukaryota; Viridiplantae; Streptophyta; Magnoliopsida; Brassicales; Brassicaceae
Source: the annotation of a GenBank genome assembly